Fonsecaea erecta is the source of this 1986-nucleotide messenger RNA. RefSeq lists its product as hypothetical. NCBI's taxonomy places the organism in Eukaryota, Fungi, Ascomycota, Eurotiomycetes, Chaetothyriales, Herpotrichiellaceae. The record is from RefSeq and is a predicted model, not a curated record. The transcript has a single exon. Gene Ontology annotation, cellular component: mitochondrion. Gene Ontology annotation, molecular function: GTP binding; GTPase activity. The coding region runs from base 1 to 1986 and encodes 661 amino acids.
AUGAACCCAGUGCAGGGCACCCUGAUGCCGUUUCUGUAUCCUUGCUUUUUCCAUACGUCCACUGCAAAUUGCCUGCGCGUUCAAGCACAUCGGAUUCGACUUCACAACCGUCUCCGCCUCCAAUACCUACAUCAAACAAGUCGACUUAACAGUCCACCCGAUGUAGAGACAAAUGCGUCUCUCCACAGCCCUGCCUCCGAAGUGUCCAUACCUCCUACCUCCGCUACUUCGACCCACCUGAAUCCUUCCCCCGACGAUUACUCCCGUUCGAUCUUCAUCGACAAAUGCCAAAUAACCGUCCACGCAGGCUCCGGUGGGAGCGGGUGCGUGUCGUUCCUGCGCGACGCUCAUAUAGCCGAUGGACCACCCAACGGUGGCGACGGCGGGUCUGGGGGGAGCGUCUUCAUCCAAGCCGUCCCGGGACAAACGUCUCUCCAUAAACUUGCGAGGCGAGGUAUCAUAAAAGCUGGUCGCGGCAUAGGAGGCCAAGGAAAAUCCCAGGGUGGGCGCCGAGGAGAGGAUAUCUGUGUCCAGGUCCCCGUUGGGACGGUCGUACGAGAAAUCUGGCGGAGCGACCCCAGCGCGGAAGAAGAGAUUCGCAUCAAAGAACUCCAGGCGAUGAGCGAUGAGCCAGAUCUCUUGAAUAAUCCUGACAAUGGUUUGAGGAACAGAUUCAUCAUCUAUGCUGGUGCCACGACUGCCGACGACCGCCGACAAAUUUCCUCGCAUCUGCCCUCUCUCAAUUCUCACUUGGUGAAACCCAAAAAAUCACAUCUUGCCAUUCUGCAGCCUCGUGCACCUAUCCACCUAGACCUGGACAAGCCCAUGGACAAACCGAUCCUGCUGGCCGCGGGAGCUGUGGGGGGACUGGGAAACCCGCACUUUGCGACAAAAUCCGACCCAAAGCCGAAAUUCGCGACGAAGGGUGAACUAGGCGUGCGGAUCAAACUCGAGCUGGAACUCAAGUUGUUGGCGGAUGUGGGACUCGUCGGGCUACCUAACGCAGGCAAAAGCACAUUCACGAGGGCGAUAUCGAAUUCAAGGACGAGGAUAGGUGACUGGGCGUUCACCACUCUCGCACCUACAAUUGGAACGGUCAUCCUGGACAACAAUGAAGGGCGCCCGUUGGUGCGUUCCGGCAUUCCAUCCCCCGGUUCUAUGAACUCAUCUUCAUCUGGAAGCUUUGUGCCGCGUCAGUCUUUUACUGUGGCAGACAUUCCUGGGCUCAUCGAAGAUGCACAUUUGGAUAAGGGCCUCGGCCUCUCGUUCCUCCGACACAUUGAGCGGGCAAGGAUCUUGGCUUUCGUGGUGGAUCUAUCCGCGGGAGAUGCCGUCACACAGCUGAAGGCCUUGUGGAAAGAGGUUGGAGAGUACGAGAAUCUCCGGGAUCGAGAAGUGAGUGAGCAGACAGAGGCAAGGUUGAUCAAUUGGUCGCCCUUCGAGGCCCAAGCUGCGCCACCCACGGAGGACGGACUAUUCAACGACGAAGGGGAGGAAAUCUCAAUAUUCCCGUCGGGAUCCUCUCGCUCGUCUACGACACUCGAACCAUUAGCUUACCCUCCCAUCAGUGCGAAACCUUGGUUCGUCAUCGCCACUAAGGCAGACAUCUCUCAAACAGCGACCCAGUUCAUGACGCCAGGAGAAGCCAAUCCCACCUCAACCCAAACAAACUUUCUGUCUCUAGCAGCCUAUAUGAGGCAAGUGGAACGUGGAGAAGUGGAACACCCCAGCGGGAAACAAAACGGAUGGCGGAAUCGCGUGGCGGCGAUACCUGUAAGCGCGAUCAAGGGGGAAGGAAUUGAUAAGGUCAAAGAUAUACAGCCGGCGUUCUGGAUAGCCUUGUCGUUGGUCGCUGAAAUGUGGGAUAUGAAACUAGGAGCAGUCGCAGCGAAGCAAGUUGCGGAGACUCGAUGGGGGUCGGUCCAUGCGCUUGAGAGCGAAGGGCUGGGAAAAGCGAAAGGAGGCGAGGGGGAAGAGAUUCUCUAG